Messenger RNA from Arvicola amphibius (Eurasian water vole), 1544 nucleotides. It is a transcript of the gene Ak8, whose product is annotated as adenylate kinase 8. Gene Ontology annotation, biological process: nucleoside triphosphate biosynthetic process. Gene Ontology annotation, cellular component: cytoplasm. The record is from RefSeq and is a predicted model, not a curated record. Gene Ontology annotation, molecular function: nucleoside diphosphate kinase activity; ATP binding; AMP kinase activity. NCBI's taxonomy places the organism in Eukaryota, Metazoa, Chordata, Mammalia, Rodentia, Cricetidae. The transcript has 13 exons. The coding region runs from base 1 to 1440 and encodes 479 amino acids.
AUGGAUGCGACUACUGCCCCACACCUCAUCCCCCCGGAAAUGCUUCAGUACGGGGAGGACAACCACAUCUUCGAGAUGAUGCAGAACAUGCUGGAGCAGGUCCUGAUCCACCUGCCGAAGGAUCCCAUCACCUUCAUGAUCAACCACCUGCGUCGGAACAAUGACAGCGUGCCGAAGGUCGUGAUAUUAGGUCCGCCCGCCUCAGGGAAAACCACCAUCGCAAUGUGGCUCUGCAAACACCUCAACAGCAUUCUCGUCACCAAGGAGAACUUACUAGAAAAAGAGUUUUCCCAAGUGGCUGAGGAAGCCAAGAAACACUACGAGAUUUACAAGAGGAUUCCCAAUUCGAUGCUCAUCAGCCUGGUCCAGGAGCGUCUGAAUGAGGACGACUGCCUCAGGAGGGGCUGGAUCCUGGAUGGCAUCCCUGAGAGGCGGGAGCAGGCGCUUAUGAUCCAGACUGUGGGACUGGCGCCCAGGCACGUCAUUGUGCUUAACGCUCCAGACACAGUCUUGAUCGAGAGAAACAUGGGGAAGCGGAUUGACCCCAACACUGGAGAGAUCUACCACACCACCUUCGACUGGCCCCCCGAGCCUGAAAUACAGAACCGGCUGAUAGAGCCAGAAGGCAUCUCGGAGAUAGAGACCGCAAAGAGGCUGCUAGAAUACCACAGAAACAUCAUCAGGAUUCUUCCUUCCUACCCCAAAAUCCUGAAAACCAUCAGCGCGGACCAGCCAUGUGUGGACGUUUUCUACCAGGCUCUGACUUACGUCCAAACUGGCCACCGAUGCAAUGCCCCAUUCACCCCCAAGGUGCUGCUAUGUGGGCCGUUGGGCAGUGGGAAGAGCUUGCAGGCGGCCCUCCUGGCCCAGAGAUACAGCCUUGUUGACAUCUCCUGCGGGCAUCUACUGAAGGAAGCUGUGGCGGCCAAGUCAAGCUUCGGGGAGCUCAUCCAGCCGUUCUUUGAAAAGAGGAUGACAGUGCCAGACAGUAUCAUCACCAAGGCUCUGGCUGAACGUCUGAGCCAGCAAGACUGCAUCCAGAAAGGGUGGGUGCUGCACGGCUUCCCAAGAGACCUGGACCAGGCACGGAUGCUGACCUCUAUGGGCUACAAUCCCAACAGGGUGUUCUUCCUGAAUGUGCCAUUGGAUUCCAUCCUGGAGCGAAUGACGCUGAGAAGGACUGACCCUGUCACAGGAGAAAGGUUCCAUCUCAUGUACAAGCCUCCCCCCACCAUCGAGGUCCAGGCCCGUCUCCUGCAGAACCCCAGGGACUCAGAGGAACACAUCAGGCUCCAAACAGACCUCUUCUACAGGAACUGCGGCGACCUGGAGCAGUACUACGAGCAGGCCAUCACUGUCAAUGGGGACCAGGACCCAUACACAGUCUUCGAGUACAUAGAGAGCGGGAUCAUCAAUCCUCUGCCCAAGAAAGUGACCUGAUGCGUGCAGAGCCAGGAGCAAGCCCUGGAGACCCUAGAAUCCCCAGACCACAACCUUUGGCAGGCAUCCCCCCUGCCUCUGACCAAUAAAGAUGCUAGGCACAA